Molecule: messenger RNA, 2529 nt
Organism: Eutrema salsugineum
Lineage: Eukaryota; Viridiplantae; Streptophyta; Magnoliopsida; Brassicales; Brassicaceae
Exons: 5
Coding region: 433-2427 (664 amino acids)
Biological process (GO): regulation of defense response to fungus
Source: RefSeq, a predicted model, not a curated record
AAAUUAUAAAUUUGAAAAUUCAAAUCCCUAAAAUUCAAGUCGGUUUUUAUUUCUUAAUUUAUCGUUAAUGCUCCACCUCCAAGAUAUUUCAAACUCCAUCGUCGAUCUUUUCUUUCCCUGUGACCCUGUAGAUUCCCGGGAAAUCGAAGCAAAGCGCGAGAAAAGUAGAGCAAUAUAUUCUCCUUUUAAGCCUCCAGCUCAAAGUCUUUUGAUUAUUUAAAAUCCUCUGAAAUUUUCAAAUUCUCCUCUUUUUUUUCUUUUCCUUAAACAAAUGGCUGCGUCAAAGAGAUUAAAGCCAUGUUAGUUGAUUCACACCGGAGAAGAAAUUGCAAAAUUUUCCCUCUCCAUUUCAACAAAUCCUGCCUGGCGCCGGAUAACGCUCUUCUUCGAGUUGAAGUUAAACAAUCAAAACCUUAAGAGCUAGUCGGAGAAAUGAGGACAAGCGGUGACGUCUACAGAGCAGAUGCUGGUUCCUCGAGAAGCGAAGAAGAAAGAGGGUUUAAGGAGGAGGACGAUGAUUCCCCGAUUCCGAUGCGGAAUCGCCUAGACGAUUCAAAUCCGCGAUCUGUGUCUCAGAGAUCCGUGAAGAGCUCGAGAAAAGAGGAAGAGACUAUAAACCUUCAUGAGGAUUCAGAUUCUUCUUGUAAGAACACGGCCAGGAACAACCCGAUUCAGUACUCAGAUCAACAACAAGCCGAGCUUCUGAGAAAGCUUGAUUCCAUAAAAGGUCAUCUUCUCCGUGGUGGUAGUGGUAAUGUGGUUGACAAACCAAAAGGCUCAGAUCAACCACCAAUGGGUUUCCAUGGUCGUGGACCUUCUUAUUACAAUAAUCCAUAUCCUGAGCCACUUCCUUACGGAAUGCAUCCUUCCACGAGUAACCCGGCUCAUGUUCCAGCUUAUAGAGGCCAUUAUGGGUUCCCAAUGCAUCAGAAUUGGUAUCCUCAAGGUCAUCACCCAAACCAGAUGCUGCCUCGUCCUCCAUAUCCUCAAGGACAGUAUGUAGACAUUGGUCCUGAUAUACUUGACCCUCAGUUACAAGAUCCUAGAUUCUUUCCAGGUACACCAAGUAGGUACGGUGAUGUCCCAUAUAGCCCGGCUUCUCACCAUGGCGAGAAAAUCGGACCUUUUGGUAGUCCACAUGAUGGUCAUCACACGAGGUGGCCUAGUGAAAUCAAUUCUGAAAUGGGUGGCGGUGCUUUUGCUCCUAAGUAUGCUCAGAAUGCUGUGUCGGAUACUGAUUCCCGUCGUUGCCAUCCUCUAGCAGGCGGUGCGCCUUUUAUAGCUUGUCACAAUUGCUUUGAGCUUCUCUAUUUGCCUAAGAAGAAGCUUCUUGCUCAUGAUAUGCAACAAAAGCUGCAAUGUGGUGCCUGUACUGAGGUUAUCAGUUUCACAAUUCUUGAUAGGAAGCUUGUUUUCUCCUCUUCUGGUCUUGCGGAAACUAACCGGGCUUCCGUAGAGGUUGAAGAUAGAAGCGCUACAAGCGCAGUGGUAUAUGAUUGUCCAGUUAAGUAUGAUGAAUCAAGAAAUCAGCGGGAAGCCAAAAUUGUCCAGGCUGUAUCGCCUAGUGAACACUCAGAUGAUGAAGAAAGAUCAAGCGUUUCUAGUGAACCACAAAAAGAGGUCUUCAAGUCUGUUCGCCGCAAAGUCAAAGGCACGAAAGUUCCUCCUCCUCCUCCUGAAAACUCCAAUCUUCUUGAGCUCUUUGAGUAUUCUAAUGUCAACCGAGCUGCCAUCACUUACGGGAUGGCGCAGUUAGGGUACAAUAAGCAAGAAUCCGACACGAAACAAGACUCGCUGGAACCAGAGUCAGUAGCUACCGAGACAGAUGUUUCUUAUAAUGACUACUAUAAUAACACUGAGGUGUCUGAAGAUUCAAGGAUCUCAAAAACCAGCAAGGAAGAGAGCAGACCAAGAAACCAAAAGGAGAGUAGUGAGUACGGUUUCUCAGAUGUCACUAAUAAAAUCAUCUCUAACGAUCAAAACAACGGGCAGUUAGAGGUUUGGGUGAAUGGGCAUCUUAUACCGGAAGAUUUGGUUAUCAGCGCCGAGAAACAAGCUGGGCCAGUUCAAGCUGGCAAGUACUGGUAUGACUACCGUGCUGGAUUCUGGGGAGUGAUGGGAAACCCGUGUCUCGGAAUUAUACCACCAUUUAUCGAAGAGUUUAGUCGUCCAAUGCCAGAUAACUGCGGUGCAGGAAACACAAGCGUAUUUGUGAACGGAAGAGAGCUUCACGAGAGAGAUCUUGAGCUACUUUCACGUAGAGGUCUUCCUCGAGGCAAGAACCGUUCUUACAUCGUUGAUAUAUCAGGGAGAGUUCUUGAUGGAGACUCUGGCGAAGAACUUAAGAGUCUUGGCAAAUUAGCUCCAACGAUUGAGAAGGUUAAGCAUGGAUUUGGCAUGAGAGUUCCAAGAUCCCUACAUUCAUGAAGCUUCCUCAGCUUGAUUAAGCCUCUGGUUCCAAUCUUUGUUAUAUAACUACAUUGUAGUAUUGUGCUUUAUAUAACACAUCAUUGGUUAUAUUCUGACCGG